GCUGUCAGGGGCCACAGCGAGGCCCAGCUUGAAAGUAGAGCACUGUGAAAGAAUUCAAGAUGCCACCUAAUAUAAACUGGAAAGACUUAAUGAAAGUUGACCCAGAUGACCUACCUCGUCAAGAAGAACUGGCAGAUAAUUUAUUGAUUUCCUUAUCCAAGGUGGAAGUAAAUGAGCUAAAAAAUGAAAAUCAAGAAAAUGUGAUACACCUUUUCAGAAUUACUCAGUCGCUGAUGAAGAUGGCUCAGCAGUCUGUAGGUGGACGGGACACUCGGUUCUUACGUGAUGAAAUUCGCCAACUUGAAAAGCAAUUGGAACAAAAAGAUAGAGAAUUGGAGGACAUAGAAAAGGAGUUGGAGAAAGAGAAGAAAGUUAAUGAACAAAUGAAAGCUCAAGAAGUAGAGCUAGCUUUGGAAGAAGUUGAAAAAGCUGGAGAAGAACAAGCAAAAUUUGGUAAGUCCUUGGCAAAAUUAAUUUUGUCUUCUAAAGAUGAUGAAAUUAUUGAAUAUCAGCAAAUGUUACAUAACCUGAGGGAGAAACUUAAAAAUGCCCAGCUUGAUGCUGAUAAAAGUAAUGUUAUGGCUCUACAGCAGGGUAUACAGGAACGAGACAGUCAAAUUAAGAUGCUCACUGAACAAGUAGAACAAUAUACAAAAGAUAUGGAAAAAAAUACUUUUAUUAUUGAAGAUUUGAAAAAUGAGCUCCACAGAAACAAAGGUGCUUCAACCCUUUCUCAACAGAGUCAUUAUAUGAAAAUUCAGUCAAAGGUACAAAUUUUAGAAGAGAAAACUAAAGAGGCUGAGAGAACAGCUGAACUGGCUGAGGCUGAUGCUAGGGAAAAGGAUAAAGAAUUAGUUGAGGCUCUGAAGCGAUUAAAAGAUUAUGAAUCGAUAAUCAGCUUCGGCCUUGAACCAAAGACAAUGAUUGAUUUAACUGAAUUUAGAAACAGUAAACGCUUAAAACAGCAGCAGUACAGAGCUGAAAACCAAAUUCUUUUGAAAGAGAUUGAAAGUCUGGAGGAGGAACGAAUUGAUUUGAAAAAAAAAAUUCGUCAGAUGGCUCAAGAAAGAGGAAAAAGAAGUGUAACUUCAGGAUUAACCUUUGAAGACCUGAACCUAAAUGAAAAUGUUUCUCAAGAUAGGGUAGGACAAACAAAAUGGGAUUUAAUGAGCCUCAAAAGUAUGAGUGAAGCACAAUCAAAGAAUGAAAUCAUAGCACAGGAUUUAUUGAUUAAAGAAGCAGAGAGUAGAAAUGCAGAAAUAGAGCUUGAACGUCAUAGAAGCCAGGCACAACAGGCUAUAGAGUCAAAGAAUGCAGAAGGAAUCUUUGAUGCCAGUCUGCAUUUGAAAGCUCAAGUUGAUCAACUUACUGGAAGGAAUGAAGAAUUAAGACAGGAGCUCAGGGAAUCUCGGAAAGAGGCUAUAAAUUACUCGCAGCAGUUGGCAAAAGCAAAUUUAAAGAUAGAUCAUCUUGAAAAAGAAACCAGUCUUUUACGACAAUCAGAAGGAUCAAAUGUUGUGUUUAAAGGAGUUGAUUUACCUGAUGAGAUAGCACCAUCUAGUGCCAAUAUUAUUAAUUCUCAGAAUGAAUACUUAAUACGUCUCUUACAGGAACUAGAAAAUAAAGAAAAGAAGUUAAAGAAUUUAGAAGAUUCUCUUGAAAGCUAUAACCGAAAAUUUGCCGUAAUUCGUCAUCAACAAAGCUUGUUAUAUAAAGAAUAUCUAAGUGAAAAGAAAACCUGGAAAACGGAAUCUGAUACAAUAAAAGAGGAAAAGAGAAAGCUUGAGGAUCAAAUCCAACAAGAUGCUAUAAAAGUAAAAGAAUAUAAUAAUUUGCUCAGUGCUCUUCAGAUGGAUUCAGAUGAAAUGAAAAAAAUACUUUCAGAAAAUAGUAGAAAAAUGACUGUUUUGCAAGUAAAUGAAAAAUCACUCAUAAGGCAAUAUACGACUUUGGUAGAAAUGGAGCGACAACUUAGAAAAGAAAAUGGGAAACAGAAGAAUGAGUUGUUGUCAAUAGAGGCUGAAGUUUGUGAAAAAAUUGGAUGUUUGCAGAGAUUUAAGGAAAUGGCCAUUUUCAAGAUUGCAGCUCUCCAAAAAGUUGUAGAUAACAGUGUCUCUUUGUCUGAACUAGAACUGGCCAAUAAACAAUACAAUGAACUGACUGCUAAAUACAGGGAUAUCUUGCAAAAAGAUAAUAUGCUUGUUCAAAGAACAGAUAACUUAGAACACCUAGAGUGUGAAAAUAUAUCCUUAAAAGAACAAAUAGAGGCUAUAAAUAAAGAACUGGAGAUUACCAAGGAAAAACUUCACACUAUUGAACAAGCCUGGGAACAAGAAACUAAAUUAGGAAAUGAAUCUCACAUGGAUAAGGCAAAGAAGUCAAUAACCAACAGUGACAUUGUUUCUAUUUCAAAAAAAAUAACUAUGUUGGAAAUGAAGGAAUUAAAUGAAAGACAGCGGGCUGAACAUUGUCAAAAAAUGUACGAACACUUAAGGACUUCAUUAAAGCAAACAGAAGAACGUAAUUUUGAACUGGAAACCAAAUUUGCUGAGCUUACCAAAAUCAGCUUGGAUGCACAGAAGGUGGAACAGAUGUUAAGAGAUGAAUUAGCUGAUAGUGUGAGCAAGGCAGUAAGUGAUGCUGAUAGGCAACGGAUUCUAGAAUUAGAGAAGAAUGAAAUGGAACUAAAAGUUGAAAUGUCAAAACUGAGAGAGAUUUCUGAUAUUGCCAAAAGGCAAGUUGAAAUUUUGAAUGCACAACAACAGUCCAGGGACAAGGAAGUAGAGUCCCUCAGAAUGCAACUGCUAGACUAUCAGGCACAGUCUGAUGAAAAGGCACUAAUUGCCAAGUUGCACCAAUGUGUUGUCUCUCUUCAAAUUAGUGAGGCUACUGCUCUUGGUAAGUUGGAGUCAGUUACAUCUAAACUGAAGAAGGUAGAGGCCUACAAUUUGCGCUUAGAGCAGAAACUCGAUGAAAAAGAACAGGCUCUCUAUUAUGCUCGUUUGGAGGGGAGAAACAGAGCAAAACAUCUGCGCCAAACAAUUCAGUCUCUACGACGACAGUUUAGUGGAGCUUUACCCUUGGCACAACAGGAAAAGUUCUCUAAAAUCAUGAUUCAACUACAAAAUGACAAAAUUAAGAUAAUGCAAGAAAUGAAAAAUUCUCAACAAGAACACAGAAAUAUGGAGAACAAAACCUUGGAGAUGGAAUUAAAGUUAAAGGGCCUAGAAGAGUUAAUAAGCACUUUAAAGGAUGCCAGGGGAGCCCAAAAGGUAAUCAAUUGGCAUAUGAAGAUAGAAGAACUUCGUCUUCAAGAGCUUAAACUAAAUCGGGAAUUAGUCAAGGAUAAAGAGGAAAUAAAAUAUUUGAAUAAUAUAAUUUCUGAAUAUGAACAUACAAUCAGCAGUCUAGAGGAGGAAAUUGUGCAGCAGAACAAGUUUCAUGAAGAAAGACAAAUGGCCUGGGAUCAAAGAGAAGUUGAGCUGGAACGUCAACUAGACAUUUUUGACCGUCAGCAAAAUGAAAUACUAAAUGCGACACAAAAGUUUGAAGAGGCUACAGGAUCAAUACCAGACCCUAGUUUGCCCCUCCCAAAUCAACUUGAGAUUGCACUAAGAAAAAUUAAGGAGAACGUUCGAAUAAUCGUAGAAACAAGGGCAACUUGCAAAUCACUAGAAGAGAAGCUAAAAGAAAAAGAAUCUGCUUUAAAGUUAGCAGAGCAAAAUAUUCUGUCAAGAGACAAAGUAAUCAAUGAACUGAGGCUUAGACUGCCUGCCACUGCAGAAAGAGAAAAACUUAUAGCUGAGCUAGGCAGAAAAGAAGUGGAACCAAAAUCUCAUCACACAUUGAAAAUUGCUCAUCAAACCAUUGCAAACAUGCAAGCAAGGUUAAAUCAAAAGGAAGAAGUGUUAAAGAAAUAUCAACAUCUUCUAGAAAAAGCCAGAGAGGAGCAAAGAGAAAUUGUUAGGAAACAUGAGGAAGACCUUCAUAUUCUUCAUCAUAAAUUAGAACUACAGGCUGAUAGCUCACUCAAUAAAUUCAAACAAACAGCUUGGGAUUUAAUAAAACAGUCUCCCACUCCAGUUCCUACCAACAAGCAUUUUGUUCAUCUGGCUGAGAUGGAACAGACAAUAGCAGAACAAGAUGACUCUCUCUCCUCACUUUUGGUCAAACUAAAGAAAGUAUCACAAGAUUUAGAGAAACAAAGAGAAAUCACUGAAUUGAAAGUCAAAGAAUUUGAAAAUGUCAAAUUACGGCUCCAAGAAAACCAUGCAGAUGAACUGAAAAAAUUAAAAGCAGAAGUAGAGGAUUUAAGGUGUCUUCUGGGCCAGUCACAAAAAGAGUCACAGAGUUUAAAAUCUGAACUUCAGGCUCAAAAAGAAGCAAAUUCGAGAGCUCCAACAACUACAAUGAGAAAUCUAGUAGAACGGCUAAAGAACCAAUUGGCCUUGAAAGAGAAACAACAGAAAUCACAAAUUGAAGAUUUAAGUGAAAAUCUUUUAACAUUGAAAGAAGCCCUUAAAACAAGUAAAAAUAGAGAAAACUCACUAACUGAUAAUUUGAAUGACUUAAACAAUGAACUGCAAAAAACCCAAAAAGCCUAUAAUAAAAUACUUAGAGAGAAAGAUGGAAUUGAUCAGGAGAAUGCUGAACUGAAAAGGCAAAUCAAAAGACUAUCCAGUGGAUUGCAGGGCAAACCUUUGAUAGAUAAUAAACAAAGUUUAAUUGAAGAACUGCAAAAGAAAGUAAAAAAACUAGAAAGCCAACUGGAAAGAAAAGUGGAUGAAGUAGACAUAAAACCUAUAAAAGAAAAGAGUGCUAGAGAAGAAUUAAUUAGGUGGGAAGAAGGCAAAAAAUGGCAAACCAAAAUGGAGGGAAUUCGAAGCAAGUUAAAAGAGAAAGAGGGGGAAGUCUGCACUCUAACUAAGCAGUUGAAUACUUUGAAGGACCUUUUUGCAAAAGCUGAUAAAGAGAAACUUACUUUGCAGAGGAAACUGAAAACAACUGGCAUGACUGUUGAUCAAGUUAUGGGAGUACGAGCUUUGGAGUCAGAAAAAGAGUUGGAAGAAUUAAAGAAGAGAAAUCUUGACUUAGAAAAUGACAUACUGUAUAUGAGUUUGUCUUUUGCAGUUUUUUAUUUCUUAAACUUUAAAAACAUUCCUAAUUUCAUUUUCCUGAAGACUGCAGGAAUAGAGUCAGAUGAUCAUUGUCAAAGAGAACAGGAGCUUCAGAGGGAAAACUUGAAGUUAUCAUCUGAAAAUAUUGAACUGAAAUUUCAGCUUGAACAAGCAUGUAAAGAUUUGCCAAGAUUAAAGAAUCAAGUAAGUGAUUUGAAGGAAAUGUGUGAAUUCCUUAAAAAACAAAAAGCAGAAGUUGAGCGGAAACUUGGUCAUGUUAGAGGGGAAACUGAAGCUGCAGAGAAAUUGCGGAUCGCCAAGAAUAAUUUAGAGAUAUUAAAUGAGAAGAUGACAGUUCAACUGGAAGAAACUGGCAAGAGAUUACAGUUUGCAGAAAGUAGAGGUCCACAGCUUGAAGGUGCUGACAGCAAAAGCUGGAAAUCAAUUGUUGUUACAAGAAUGUAUGAAACCAAGUUGAAAGAAUUAGAAACUGAUAUUGCCAAAAAAAAUCAAAGCAUUACUGACCUUAAACAGCUUGUAAGAGAAGCAACAGAGAGAGAACAAAAAGUUAAGAAAUACACUGAAGACCUUGAACAACAGAUUGAGAUUCUCAAACACAUUCCUGAAGGUACCGAGACAGAGCAAGGCCUUAAACGGGAGCUUCAAGUUCUUAGAUUAGCUAAUAGUCAGCUGGAGAAAGAAAAAGCAGAAUUAAUUCAUCAGAUAGAAGUUAACAAGGACCAAACUGGACCUGAAAGCAUCAAACCUGAUGCUGAUCAACUAAAGGAAAAAGUAAAAGAUCUAGAGACACAGCUCAAAACAUCAGAUCUAGAAAAGCAGCAUUUGAAGGAGGAAACAAAAAAGCUGAAAAAAGAACUGGAGAAUUUUGAUCCUUCAUUUUUUGAAGAAAUUGAAGAUUUGAAGUAUAAUUAUAAGGAAGAAGUGAAAAAAAAUAUUCUCUUAGAAGAGAAGUUAAAAAAACUUUCGGAACAAUUGGGAGUUGAAUUAACUAGCCCUGUUGCUGCUUCUGAACAGUCUGAAGAUGAAGAAGAAAGUCCUGUUAAUUUUCCUAUUUAUUAAGGUGGCCACCUAUACCUGUAGUUUUAUUUGCAUAUUUAUUAACUUUAUAAGUUAAAAUUCCAUGUGGA
Messenger RNA from Propithecus coquereli (Coquerel's sifaka), 6265 nucleotides. It is a transcript of the gene CEP290, whose product is annotated as centrosomal protein 290kDa. The coding region runs from base 60 to 6197 and encodes 2045 amino acids. Gene Ontology annotation, biological process: kidney development; camera-type eye development. The record is from RefSeq and is a predicted model, not a curated record. The transcript is spliced from 43 exons. NCBI's taxonomy places the organism in Eukaryota, Metazoa, Chordata, Mammalia, Primates, Indriidae.